CCAGGUUUGGCAGCUCUUUUCCGGCGGAAUAUUUAGUUGGCGCACAGUUUCCGGAAGCGCUUAGGGGACGUCCUGUCCUAAGAUGGCGGCGCUGACAGCUCCCCGGCUGUCUCUGCUCUUCUCCCAGGCUUUUCGACCGGCCUGCCUGGCAGCUCUUCAUACUCGGGUCUGGCAACCAGCAGCAGACAAUGAAAAUAGCAUCAGCACUUCACUGGUGAGACAGAAAAGUAGCGCUGUCCCUGCAACAAAAUCGUCAGUACCAAGUGGCAAAGGGGAAUUUAUAGUAACCAAACUUGAUGAUCUGGUGAACUGGGCUCGAAGGAGUUCUCUAUGGCCCAUGACCUUUGGGUUGGCAUGCUGUGCUGUAGAAAUGAUGCACAUGGCUGCUCCACGUUAUGACAUGGACAGGUUUGGAGUGGUUUUUCGUGCUAGUCCAAGGCAAGCGGAUGUUAUGAUUGUAGCUGGAACACUUACAAAUAAAAUGGCUCCUGCAUUAAGAAAGGUUUAUGAUCAGAUGCCUGAGCCACGUUAUGUAGUAUCCAUGGGCAGCUGUGCCAAUGGAGGAGGCUACUAUCAUUAUUCGUAUUCAGUGGUCAGAGGCUGUGACAGAAUUGUUCCUGUCGAUAUCUAUGUUCCAGGCUGCCCACCCACCGCUGAGGCUUUACUGUAUGGUAUCCUGCAACUCCAAAAGAAGAUUAAAAGAGAAAAGAAAAUUCGGCUCUGGUAUCGAAAAUAAAUGUGUUUUUUAAGCUUAUUUAAAAUGGGUUUGUACAUCCUUGAUGCAGUGGUGUAAUUGCGCUCUUACUUCUGCCACAAAGCAACGUUUGCUCUGAAUAAUCUACAUUAUGAUGGAACCUAAAUCACUGGCUUGUGUAUAUAUAACAUGCAUUAAAGCGGUUAUACACUGUA
Messenger RNA from Rana temporaria (common frog), 909 nucleotides. It is a transcript of the gene NDUFS7, whose product is annotated as NADH:ubiquinone oxidoreductase core subunit S7. Gene Ontology annotation, molecular function: NADH dehydrogenase (ubiquinone) activity; 4 iron, 4 sulfur cluster binding; quinone binding. NCBI's taxonomy places the organism in Eukaryota, Metazoa, Chordata, Amphibia, Anura, Ranidae. The record is from RefSeq and is a predicted model, not a curated record. The coding region runs from base 83 to 736 and encodes 217 amino acids. Gene Ontology annotation, biological process: mitochondrial respiratory chain complex I assembly; electron transport coupled proton transport; aerobic respiration. The transcript is spliced from 8 exons.